This is a messenger RNA of Cuscuta campestris, 659 nucleotides long. NCBI's taxonomy places the organism in Eukaryota, Viridiplantae, Streptophyta, Magnoliopsida, Solanales, Convolvulaceae. The record is from the annotation of a GenBank genome assembly.
CAGAUCAUGUGAAAGGGCGAUAUCAAGAAAAUUUCUCACCUGAUUGGCCUUGAGUAGACAUCUUCAAGUUUGGUUUGAGUGGGAGGCUGGGGAUGUCCAAGAUCUUGAGAAAGGUUCAAUUUUGCGAUGCCAAAUGAAUGCGCUGAAACUACGCUGCCAGAACCCAUUCCUUUCUUUCUUUUUAGAAAACUCAAAAAGUUGUUCCUUGCCUCGAACCGUGUUCUCCGAUAAGGAUAUAAUCUUAGAUUUCAAUGUGGGAGUCUUUUUGGACAUCAUUCUCAAACACAACAACAACAACAACAAAUCUGGUCUCAUCCUUGUCUACCCCACUCGAGCCUCCAAAUGGGACAAUAGGAUGUCAGCAGUAAUCCCAGAAGAGGAGGAGACAUUUUACUGUGUGGGGCUGCUGCAUUCAAGUGGGUUGAGUGAGUGGGAGGAUGCAGACAGGCAAAAUCAAGAAAUAUUGGAUUUCUGCAAUGGAGCUGGCAUCAAAAUCAAGCAGUAUCUUCCCCAUUACAGCUCCCAGGAAGACUGGUCAAACCAUUUUGGAUCAAAAUGGAACCUUUUCCAAAUGAGAAAAUCUCUUUUUGAUCCUAAAUUCAUAUUAUCCCCUGGCCAAAGAAUUUUUGUUGCUUCAUCAUCAUCAUCAUAUGUUGGAG